Molecule: messenger RNA, 1256 nt
Organism: Meloidogyne enterolobii
Lineage: Eukaryota; Metazoa; Nematoda; Chromadorea; Rhabditida; Meloidogynidae
Source: the annotation of a GenBank genome assembly
CCGAUGAAAGGAAAAUGAUUAAAAUCAGAGAAUCCAAGGUUAAAGCUGAAGAGGAGGAUGCAGAAUUGAGAAAAAAGGCUCCAUUACUCACUUCCAGCAAUGAAAAUAUUCAAAUUAAAUCGGGACAUUCAUCAACUGAACAGCUCAAUGGCAAAGAAAAUGAUGUUUGGGAGCUUCUGGAACCAAAAGACAUUCAUUCUCAGAUCCCACCAGAAUUUUAUAAAUUACUAGUUGAUGAAAAAUGGCAAGAACGCAUGAAAGGAUUAGAACUUUUGUUUAAGCUUUUAAAUGAUUGUAAAAGAAUUGCAGAUGAUCCUGCGCAUAAACAAUUAAUUGCUAGCAUUGGCAAGGUUCUUGCCUCGGAUUCAAAUAUUAAUUGUGCUUCUAUGUCCGCCAAAUGUUUAUGUUUAAUUGCUCAAGGACUUCGCUUUGGAUUCUCUCCUUACUCUGCCGGAUUGGCCCCGAUUUGUUUUGACAAAUUUAAAGAGAAAAAGGCAACUUUGAAAGAGCCUCUUUCUAUUUUAGUCGAUGCUCUUUUCUUUUCCACGAUAAAGAAUUUACAUUUAAUCACGCCAUUUAUUUUGGAAUUUGCAACAAAGCCAAACCCUAGCCAAAAGUCUCAAUUAGACUUGGCUCUCUACAAACUUUUUAGUUCUUUGCCGGCAAAACAUUUACCUAAAGGAUUUGUUAAAGAAUUGGUGCCUAUUCUUUGCGAGCAUUGUUUGGGAUCUGACCCACAAGUUAGAGAUUCUUCUUGUGCUGCAUUGGGAGCUUUGCAAAAAUGUGUCGGAGAACAAGUUGUUUCAACUUUUUUGACUCAAAAUGUUGCUACUGAUGAAAGGAAAAUGACCAAAAUUCGAGAAUAUCAUCAUAAAGUCAAAGAUAUUCCUAAUUUUCAUUUGCCUGCUUCUAACGUGACGAAUAAAGAUUCAGAACAUUUGAUAUCUUUAGAAGCAUCAAUUUGUUCAAAUAAAUCUUCAAUUAAGGACAAAACCUUUACAAUGAAUCAAAAUGUUACCAAAAACAACAAAAAUGUUCGUCCAUCAACAACAGCCUGUUUAACUCAAAGAACUCCUUCAUCUAUUAAUUCAACUACAAUUAAACCAUCUAUGCCAAUAUCUCGUCAAAUUCCGUUUCGACCUGUUACUGCUCAGCCGCCUCAAAUGACACCAACAACCAAACGGACAAUGUGUUUUGCAUAUCCAAACACGCCUUCAGGUUCAAGAAUUCCAAGAAUUACAAAUUUAAAAAAGUGA